UUAAAUUCCUUCGUAAUUGGCAUAAAAUCUCUCCGUAACCCUAGCUAUCGGAGUGUUCUCCGGCGACGUGAUGGCUGAGAAAUUAGCACCAGAAAGACGCCACAGCUUUGUCCAUGGAGGGAAGAAGGUUUUUGAAUGGGAUCAGAACCUGGAUGAAGUGAACAUAUACAUUGAUCUCCCACCAGAUGUUCCGAAGAAGCUCUUCUACUGCAAGAUUGUUUCCCAGCACAUUGAAGUCAGCAUCCGCGGCAAUCCGCCUUACCUGAAUCACGAUCUUGCCGCACCAGUCAAGACUGAUUCUUCCUUUUGGACGCUAGAGGAUGGCACAAUGCAUAUCACACUAACAAAACGUGAGAAAGGGCACACUUGGCCUUCUCCAAUUCUGGGACAGGGCACACUGGAUCCUUACUCUGCAGAUCUUGAACAGAAACGCCUUAUGUUGCAGAGGUUCCAAGAAGAGAACCCAGGGUUCGAUUUCUCUCAGGCUCAAUUUUCAGGGUCCUGCCCAGAUCCUAAGUCUUUCAUGGGUGGCAUCCGCUUCGAUUGAUUGAGCCUUAUUCCUGUGGGGCUGCUGGCCUAUUCUUAUUUUAAUUUUCAGAGUUCAUUGUUCUGUGCAUUUUGUAUGAUAUUCAAGUGCCUGGUUUGUGUAACAUGUAACAUCAACAUUGAAAGACAUAAUUUAUCUCCUUUAAUUUUUUGGGAGACUUGAAUGGCAUAAUUAAUUUUCGUUAUUA
This is a messenger RNA of Phalaenopsis equestris, 734 nucleotides long. Its product is annotated as nudC domain-containing protein 2. Gene Ontology annotation, biological process: protein folding. The record is from RefSeq and is a predicted model, not a curated record. The transcript is spliced from 5 exons. Gene Ontology annotation, cellular component: cytoplasm. NCBI's taxonomy places the organism in Eukaryota, Viridiplantae, Streptophyta, Magnoliopsida, Asparagales, Orchidaceae. The coding region runs from base 71 to 547 and encodes 158 amino acids.